Messenger RNA from Phycomyces blakesleeanus NRRL 1555(-), 1980 nucleotides. RefSeq lists its product as hypothetical. Gene Ontology annotation, cellular component: membrane. NCBI's taxonomy places the organism in Eukaryota, Fungi, Mucoromycota, Mucoromycetes, Mucorales, Phycomycetaceae. Gene Ontology annotation, molecular function: potassium ion leak channel activity. The transcript has 5 exons. The record is from RefSeq and is a predicted model, not a curated record. The coding region runs from base 1 to 1980 and encodes 659 amino acids. Gene Ontology annotation, biological process: stabilization of membrane potential; potassium ion transmembrane transport.
AUGAUUGAUAAUGAAGGACGGACUCAAGAAACUUCUUUGGGUGAUGAAAAUCCCUCAUUAUCUCACGCUGCUACGAGCGGACCAGUAUUGACAUUUGCUGAACCUUCACGUAUUUACCAUCGUCGACAGGGGGAAUAUCAAUAUGAAGCUCAAUAUCAGGAUUCAAGCGAUGAUUGUAUAGCACAAAUCAGACACUUUUUCUAUCAAUGCAAAACAACCUUGAAAACAUUGUGGUGCUGUUCUCACAGUAGACAACGUUGGACAGGUAGGUCUUCAUCUACUGCAGAACUUCCUUUUCUGGUUGCUGCAUUUGGAACUAUAUACGGCACCUUUAUAUUAGUACGUGCACUCGCUGUGGAUGGGUGGUUAGUAGAUCACUCACAGUGGGAUGGAAAGGGGCAUGCGUACGACAAAAAUCCGAUUGAAAUUGUUGAUAGACUGGAAAGAUGGCUGGUCAUUGUAGCCUUCCUCUGCGGAAUUAUCAACUGUCUUUUGUUAAUUGCGAGAACCCGUCUUAGAUUUUAUACAGCUUCUCUGUUUUGCAAAUGGCUUGCUUUUAUUCAUGCAAUCGGGUGUCUCUGUGCUGUAUAUUUGUUCGCUGAUCGUGUUUCUCCCCAGCAAUCGUAUCCUGUAUAUGUCUAUUCGCGCGGCUUUUGGAGUUGUCUUGGGUCGGGAUUAUUGGAAACUGUGGCUGUACUAGGAUUCACAAUAGAUUGGAUGUUAUCUUACCCUUACUCUGAUCUUUCCCUUGUACUCAAGGGUCUUGUGCUUCCAAGUAUUAUGGCAUGCGUUAGUAUUGCCUUGGGGGCCCUUGCCUUUAUGAAAAUAGAGCAAUGGACUUACAACCAAGCGGUAGUAUUCUGUACUACUGCCCUGACCACUAUAGGGUAUGGAGACGUUGCGCCUAUCACAAGCUUAGGUCGUCUGUUCUUUCUUUUUUAUGCCAUUACAGGUGUGUGUGUUAUUGGUUAUUUUCUUCUAUCGAUCCGCGCUGUUAUGACCGGAAACACGUCUCGUAUUCUGCGUGUAAAUCUUAUGCGAGUAGAGUCAUUUCACAAUCACAUUCGUAAGCAGCGCCAAAGACAUGCUGCAUCAACUGCAGUUGAUUCAACAGCUUUGGAUUCCCAGCUUGAGCCGCAUGUACUCAAUGGCAUAAAACCUGUAUCGUCCACAUUCGAAGCUUCAAGGUCAUUUCCCCGGCGCACCAGGUCUACAUUAUCGAUGUACAGUACUGGAACACUAGCUGAUAUUGUUAAUGACAAAGAUCGAGAGGUCCUGGUCCAAAUCAUUACACGUUCUGGUAUUGUUCGUAUGUCAAUCAUCCUUGCAUUUUCGUGGUUUGGGGGAGCAGCUGUAUUUUGCUAUCUAGAGACCCAAUGGAAUUAUCUGGAUGCACUGUAUUUUGCUUUUGCAACCCAACUUACAAUCGGAUUUGGUGAUCUUGUACCCCAGACGGCACUCGCCCAAGAAUUCUGGUUUAUGUACAUUGUUUUUUCUAUUGCUAUUGCUGCUUAUUUCAUCAGUCUUUUUGGCGACGUAUUGGUAGAGAAAUUUCAGCUACGAGAUGAAGAUGAAAAUGAAGAAUUUUAUGAAUCUACAACUUCUGGAUUUCUUGCUCUUGCUCGAUCUUUAACAGAUGAAUCAGAUGAUACAUCAUCCAACCCAUUAGACAGUCUUCCAAUUGAAAAUACAAGAACUAGAGGGGACAAUACAGCUGGGACUACACACUGUCCUGAAUGUCCAAUUGGACUACACCGAUAUCUCUAUACACCUGUCACAGUUCAUGGAUCAUACACUUCUAAAGAACCCUUAAAUACUUACCAGCUACGAGGCCCGCCUAUUACACAUAGACCACUUGGGAAACGAACAAUGAGUUUACCGAUGACAGUGUCUUCUCCUGAUCAUCAAUCUGUAGAAGUAUCUAAUACAUUUAAAGAUACUAUACAAUUACCCCAUUACGGAUCUACGGACAUUGCUUAA